Messenger RNA from Komagataella phaffii GS115, 1569 nucleotides. RefSeq names its product Putative hexose transporter, expressed at low levels and expression is repressed by glucose. Bases 1 to 1569 code for a protein of 522 amino acids. Gene Ontology annotation, molecular function: carbohydrate:proton symporter activity. Gene Ontology annotation, biological process: carbohydrate transport; transmembrane transport. The record is from RefSeq and is a predicted model, not a curated record. Gene Ontology annotation, cellular component: plasma membrane. NCBI's taxonomy places the organism in Eukaryota, Fungi, Ascomycota, Pichiomycetes, Pichiales, Pichiaceae. The transcript has a single exon.
AUGACCGAGGAAAGCCUGGAAAGCACUAGAAUGUCUACUCUAGGUAAAGAUAAACACCACAAAACUACUCCGUCUAUUGUCUAUUGCCUUGGCUUGGCUCUAGCUGGAAUAGUGUUUGGGUUCGACAUAGGAAGUAUUGGAAUGAUAAACUUCCAAACAUAUAGGGACCAAUUCGGCGAUAUUGUAUAUCCAUCAGGAGAGAAAAGAAUUAAUGAAGUUGUGCUUGGUUUAAUUGUAUCAGGUUUCAGCUUAGGAGCGGCCCUGGGGGGUCUUUUACUGCCAAGAUUUGCAGACAACUACGGAAAAAAACCACUUAUUCUCUUUUCUAUGUUCCUCUAUUUCUUGGGUUCACUGACAGUCUUCUGGGCGUGGGUAUGGUGGCAGGUAUUUCUUGGAAGAAUUCUCAACGGUGCAGGAGUAGGAUGCUGCGGUGUCGUUUCAGUGAUGUUGAUCAGUGAACUGUCUCCCCCUGAUCUGAAGGGGCCUUUGGUCUCCAGUUUUCAAGUCUUCACUACUGUUGGGAUUCUUUUUGGAGCACUUGUGAUCUAUCUCUGUAAAAAUGAAAGAAGCAGAUGGCAGUACCGAAUUGGCUUAGUAAUUCAGAUGAACCUGGCCAACAUUGUAGCCAUUGUUACGGCAUUUGUGCCUGAGUCGCCAGUCUACCUGAUCAAAAGUAGGCAAUAUAAUAAGGCACUGAGAUCAAUAGGUAGAAUCAAAGGUCUCUCCCCAACAGAUCAUCGGGUGGAGACCGAGCUGAACGACUUAAGGGAGAGGACUCAACUGGAGUCUUUGAAUAUAGCCCUGAGCGAUCCAAACUCCACAAGCAUACUGAAGGGUGAACCUAGGAUACUGUUUAGAACAGUGAUAGGAACCAUCCUAAUGAUAUUCCAACAGUUAACCGGUAUAAACUACUUUUUCUUCUUUGGAGUGGCAAUCUUUGAAAAUGCCGGGGUGGAAGACCCGUUUCUGACGCCUGUGAUACUUGGAGCUGUCAAUCUAGUAUUCUCGUUCCUUUCUUUAUGGCUGGUGUCUCAGUAUCCAAGACGUUGGCUAUUAAUCAGCGGAAGUUUCGUGAUGAUGAUCUUGAUUUUCAUGUUUUCCACAUGCGGAGUAUUUUUCUUAGACUCAUCAAAUGGAGCAGUGGUGGGCAGCAUUAUGAUCCUUCUGACAUGUUUUUUCAUAGGAGCAUUUGCGUGCACUUGGGGGCCGUUGUCAUUUGUAGUUCUCAGUGAAUUGUUCCCCAUUAGAGUUAGAUCAAAGUCCAUGUCAAUAGCGAGUGCCAUGAACUGGACUACGACAUUUGCCCUGUCGUUAUUGUCUCCCUUGAUCAUCAGAUACAUAGGUUUUUGGUACGGAUACGUUUUUGCCGCUUUCUUGUUUCUGUCAGCAUUCUUCGUUUUCUACUACAUACCAGAGACAAAAUAUGACACCAUUGAGCAAAUAGAUCACUAUUACGAAACAAUGACCACUUUUAACGAAUUCAGCAUCGGAUUCCCCACAAAAACGUUUAAAAAAAGAAACAAGUCUAUUACAGUUAAACAACCAGAAAUUCAGCUACAUGAUGUAUGA